GAUUUAGUAGUAUAUACACCGUGUUCAUAUUCGCAACGUCGCGUCUGCGCGCGUGUUUCAUGUCCGCUGAAACGCAAAUUGAGAAAGUUUUUUCAAGCACAAAUUGUCUAUAAAUUCGUAUUCGAAACAUACACAUGUGAUUUUGUAAGAAUGUGUACUCAAUAUAUAUGUGAAAUAGGCCUAUGUACAUGAAUAUACAAAAGAUUUAAAUAAAUAUCCAAUACAAGUGAAUUUGGCACGUUAGCAAUAAAUACAAAACAUAACAAAGGGCGAAUGGAAGCCGUUUAAUAUUUUCGUUUCUGUUAUUCAGUUGUUGCCUCUGUAUAUAUUCGUCCGAUCCGUAUGUGAACAUCUGACGUCAUCGUUAAAUUGAUUUACAGAAUACGAUUUAAGCUCUGCACAGGCCUUACAUAACACACCUGCCAUUUUUAAAGGCUGAAGUUUCGACAGAGCUUGUUUUAAAUAUCUUCACGAAAUUCAGCGUGUCUGCUGCUCUCUCUACCAGUCUUCUUCUUUCUCCCUUACACCUUCGCUUUACUCAUUGGAUAUGCCCAGCGAUUGCAUCAUGCACCCGUAUAUGAGCAAAAGAGAAAUCAGCUUCACUCUUGCUGCUUUAGCUUUACCCAGGUGCUCACAGCACAGCGCGCAUCAGGCUGCAUGGUCAACAGGAUUUUGAACUAAUCUGAUGAGCUAUCAACGCCCAACUAGGCAUUGAACUAUUGUAGUCUCAGGUUUGAGUGCGUCAUUCAUUGGGUUUUCACCUAAACUAUAAAACAGCUGAGUCUCUGCUCGGAUAGCAACAAAUAAACUUUAAAAACUCCCACAAAAACAAAUUCAGCAAUAUGUUUGCAGGUGCCUAAGAAACCAGUUUUGUGUACCCCGAUUCCGAUUAGCUUUACUCUUGGACAUUCAGAUAGUAACAAUAAUAGUGCUUAAUAUUUCCGUUAUCAAAAAGUUUGUUUUCUUCGCGAUUUCGCCAACAGGCUUACCGCCUUGGCGGUGUACAACGCAAUGGAUUAUCAAGAUGAGCGACAUUUCAGCUGUAAGCCUAGAAUGUCGGGGACCUCAUCUCACAGGGUUGUAAACCUCAUCGUUUUGUUAUUCAUAUUUACCAUCGAUAUAACAUUUGUUUCUGAAGCCAUUUCACAAGAGCAGAAUGCGCCGCCAAUAUUAUAUGUUAGAGAACGAAAUUGGCGUAUUUCAGAAUCGGAAGAGGUGGGUCAGAUUAUUGAUCGUGUUCGUGCCGAAGACGCAGACGGAGAUGAUCUCGUAUUCGGAAUUGAGCCGCGCUUCCUCCCGCUCAUCGGCUCGAGUCAACAGACGAAUACACAGGGCAAACUGCCCUUCCGUAUAGAUCGCAAUACAGGUGUCGUCUAUCUGAACGAGAGCUUAUCUGGACGGGCCGGUGAAAAUUUUCUGAUAUAUAUAACUGUAUCGGAUGGACGCUACACAGCCAAAAAUGAAGUGUUUAUUAACAUAUUGGGAAGUCACGAAAGUGGAGGGUAUCAGGGAUUUGGAUCUCGUUCACCACCCUCGAUAUCGAACGUGGUAAAGAAUAUCUCCCAGUUCCUGCCAUCAUUUGAUCAACUGCCCGGCGUGCAGUCCAUUCGAAAUGGCUUGCCAAACCGGAGGCCGACGUUGAAUUUACCACAAGGUUUUCCGACAAGCAACGGUGGCAACUUCGUACCACCUCCCUUUAAAAAGCUGUAUCCUCCAAUAACAGCUCCGGACUUGAGCCAGGAAGAAGACAAUAAAGUAAUUGGCACAGAGCCGACACAGACGCCCGUCUCGGUCCAAUCCACAAAUAGCUCCACUGCAUCUACCCCGCGUAGUCGCACCAAGCUGACACCAAUAGCUAAUCACACCUCAGACAACUCUCUGCCCUCUGGGGCAGACUCAAAACCUGAUCACAAGGACGACAACGGUCAGAGCAAGCUGACUGAUUUCAACUUAAAGUCCUUCGCAAGUCCAAUUAUUAUUGGGCUUUGUUGCAUUUUUGCAAUAUCUUUGACUAUUCUCGCCUAUGUGUGUCGCAGUCGCUUGUGCGCUAUCAGCAAAACGAUGAAGAAGUCCAAGGAGAAGGAAGAGCUCUCCAAGAAGUCCAAUCCUAGUCAUCUCAGCACACUAACCGACGACAGUCGCAAUUCGAUGGUCAUGCAACAGUGGCAAGGACCCUCCGCCUUCGGGAACCGCUACGUGCCCUGGGAGCGGGAUCAACAGCUACCAAUAACGUCAUCCUAUCAACCACCAAUGAAUGCAGCGAACAGCAUCGAUGCUUCAAUGUCAGCCUCCGCUGUGGGAUCAACCGGCCUGACUAACGGUACGCCUAACGGACGUGCCACUCUAUCAGAAGGUGGCUUCGGCACUGAUCCCAACACAGAUCAUUGGGAGUUCCCAAGGCAUCGACUGAAGUUCUUUAAUAUACUGGGUGAAGGUGCCUUCGGCCAAGUUUGGCGCUGCGAAGCAACUGGCUUGGCCGGCUCCGCAGAGGUCACUACGGUUGCAGUGAAAACUUUGAAGGAGAGUGCAGAUGAAAUCGAAAAAAAGGAUUUGCUCUCCGAAUUAGAGGUGAUGAAAAGUCUGGAGCCUCACGUAAAUGUCGUUCAGCUUUUGGGUUGCUGCACAGAAAAGGAUCCAACCUUUGUGAUACUCGAGUACGUUAGUCGAGGAAAAUUGCAAACAUAUUUGAGAAACUCACGAGCAGAAAGGCAUUAUGGAAAUACUCACGGAAAAUCAAAUGUGUUGACAUCAGGCGACUUAACUUCGUUCAUGUAUCAAGUUGCUAGAGGAAUGGAUUAUUUAACGUCGCGCGGGAUAAUCCAUCGUGACCUUGCUGCGCGCAAUAUUUUGAUCACUGAUGAUCAUACAUGCAAAGUCGCUGAUUUUGGAUUUGCGAGAGAUAUCGUCACAUCUAAGAUAUACGAGCGAAAGAGCGAAGGAAAACUUCCAAUUAGAUGGAUGGCUACAGAAUCACUUUAUGAUAACAUAUUUUCAAUAAAAUCGGAUAUCUGGAGCUUUGGUAUAUUAAUGUGGGAGAUCGUUACAUUGGGAUCCACACCUUAUCCAGGUAUAUCUGCUGCCGAUGUAAUGCGCAAGGUUCGAGACGGAUAUCGUCUUGAAAAACCAGAGCAUUGUCGAAGGGAGCUCUACAAUAUUAUGUACUAUUGUUGGUCCCAAGAUGCCAAUGAGCGACCAACGUUUGCAGAGAUAAUAAAGAUGCUCGAAAAAUUACUGCACACUGAAAUGGACUAUAUCGAAUUGGAACGUUUUCCAGAUCAUAACUAUUAUAAUAUUGUGAAUCUCAGUGGGGAAAAGUUAUAAGUCACAAUGUUUUAUUUACAAAAAAAAAAAAGGAAGAAACGGAAAAAAGGAGGGGUCGAUCACGCACUGCCACGAAGAGCUUUAUUAUAUGUAAACUAAGUAGGAAAGUAUAGUGUCUUCACUAUAUUUUUGCAAGAAUAUUUAUUGUAUAAACUUUUUAUUUUUAUAAUUAUUAUAUUUAUUAUUAUCAUUCAAUGUAAAAUAACAAUAUGGUUAUCGUUAAUAAAAAAAUGAUAUAAUACAGCA
Messenger RNA from Drosophila mojavensis, 3567 nucleotides. RefSeq names its product tyrosine kinase receptor Cad96Ca (gene Cad96Ca). Gene Ontology annotation, cellular component: signaling receptor complex; membrane. Lineage: Eukaryota; Metazoa; Arthropoda; Insecta; Diptera; Drosophilidae. The transcript is spliced from 10 exons. Gene Ontology annotation, molecular function: transmembrane receptor protein tyrosine kinase activity; ATP binding; calcium ion binding. Bases 1012 to 3321 code for a protein of 769 amino acids. Gene Ontology annotation, biological process: cell surface receptor protein tyrosine kinase signaling pathway; positive regulation of kinase activity; protein phosphorylation. The record is from RefSeq and is a predicted model, not a curated record.